GCUGGUGGGUCCUCCCUGGUGGUGAUUGUGGCUAGGACUGCUGCUGCUGCCAGCGUGGUCGUUUCCGCUGUCCUCGCCUCCAGACUUGAGGUGCUCCGCAGCCUCGAUCGACUUCCGGUGCAUCCCUACGGGGCCACAGUCAAUCACUUUAACUUACCGAGGAGCCAGGGAGCGACAGACUCGUUUUCUUUGGCGCUCUUGAGUAUUGUCUCGGGAAGAGGCAAUGAAUGCCGCACCAUUGCUCCGUACAGACCGUACUCCGCCAUUAUGAUUCUAAAAUAUUUUAAU
This is a messenger RNA of Cotesia congregata, 288 nucleotides long. The record is from the annotation of a GenBank genome assembly. NCBI's taxonomy places the organism in Eukaryota, Metazoa, Arthropoda, Insecta, Hymenoptera, Braconidae.